Mus musculus (house mouse) is the source of this 2837-nucleotide messenger RNA. RefSeq names its product SH3-domain GRB2-like 2 (gene Sh3gl2). Bases 152 to 1210 code for a protein of 352 amino acids. Gene Ontology annotation, molecular function: identical protein binding. Gene Ontology annotation, cellular component: early endosome; presynapse; perinuclear region of cytoplasm. Gene Ontology annotation, biological process: negative regulation of gene expression; negative regulation of blood-brain barrier permeability; negative regulation of MAPK cascade. The record is from RefSeq and is marked validated. The transcript has 9 exons. Lineage: Eukaryota; Metazoa; Chordata; Mammalia; Rodentia; Muridae.
AGGGUGUCUCUCCGCACAAGCCCGCGUCCCGCGCCGCGCCCCCGCGCCAGCAGCUCCCGCGGUCGCACGACCAGCGGCGGCCCGGCGACCCCAGCCGCCUCUCCGCAUCUGCAUCUGCAUCUGCCGGCCGCGCAGCCUCCCGCAUCCCAUCAUGUCGGUGGCAGGGCUGAAGAAGCAGUUCCACAAAGCCACUCAGAAAGUGAGUGAGAAGGUGGGAGGAGCGGAAGGCACCAAGCUCGAUGAUGACUUCAAAGAGAUGGAGAGGAAAGUGGAUGUCACCAGCAGGGCUGUGAUGGAGAUAAUGACAAAAACGAUUGAAUACCUCCAACCCAAUCCAGCUUCCAGGGCUAAGCUCAGUAUGAUCAACACCAUGUCGAAAAUCCGCGGCCAAGAGAAGGGGCCAGGCUACCCUCAGGCGGAAGCACUGCUGGCAGAGGCCAUGCUCAAGUUCGGCAGGGAGCUGGGUGAUGAUUGCAACUUUGGUCCUGCUCUCGGUGAGGUGGGAGAAGCCAUGAGGGAGCUCUCGGAGGUCAAGGACUCAUUGGACAUGGAAGUGAAGCAGAAUUUCAUCGACCCCCUUCAGAAUCUUCAUGACAAGGAUCUGAGGGAGAUUCAGCAUCAUCUGAAAAAGCUGGAAGGCCGACGCUUAGACUUUGAUUAUAAGAAGAAGCGACAAGGCAAGAUUCCAGAUGAAGAACUCCGCCAAGCUCUGGAGAAAUUCGAUGAGUCUAAAGAAAUCGCCGAGUCGAGCAUGUUCAACCUCUUGGAGAUGGAUAUAGAACAGGUGAGCCAGCUCUCCGCACUUGUUCAGGCUCAGCUGGAGUACCACAAGCAGGCAGUGCAGAUCCUGCAGCAGGUCACUGUCAGACUGGAAGAAAGAAUAAGACAAGCUUCAUCUCAGCCAAGAAGGGAAUAUCAGCCCAAACCACGGAUGAGCCUAGAGUUUGCCACUGGAGACAGUACUCAGCCCAACGGGGGUCUCUCCCACACAGGCACACCCAAACCUCCAGGUGUCCAAAUGGAUCAGCCCUGCUGCCGAGCUCUGUAUGACUUUGAACCUGAAAAUGAAGGGGAAUUGGGUUUUAAAGAGGGCGAUAUCAUCACACUCACUAAUCAGAUUGACGAGAACUGGUAUGAGGGGAUGCUUCAUGGCCAGUCUGGCUUUUUCCCCAUCAACUAUGUAGAAAUUCUGGUUGCUCUGCCCCAUUAGGAUCCUGUGCUGGCUGGCUCACCUCCUUCUGACCCAGAUAGUUAAGUUUAACCACUGCUUUGGUAAUGCUGCUUCCAAUACAUCACGAAUGCAGGCCGCAGUGGAUGAGUCACCAAGCCCACACGUGCCCUGGGUUGACCCGUGUGCUCCUCCAGGAGACGCGGUGAUAGAUGGUAUCUUCCAAGGCCAGUGGGCCUGGUACAUGCUUUAAAACACCAUCUGAGACUAGCCAGGAGUCCCAGAACUGGCUUCACAGUUCUCAGGAGGCUGUGGUUCCUGGUAACAUGCCUGUGAACCACAUGGCAGAAAAACUCUCCUCACUGAAGAUAUUGUCUCUCACCCAGGGGCCAUCUCAAGGUCUCCAGUUCUCCAUUUACAGAGGAGAAAGUCCUUUUUGUUGCACUUUCCCUUCCUAAAUAUGUGAGUCACAGAAUUGUUGGCAAAAACAUCCCCUCACCAGCAAGAUGUCUGCUGGUUUAAGCAACUUGGUCUCUUGAUGCCAUUAGCAAAAGUAUUAAUUGUCCAAAGCACCUUUGUUCACUAAUAUCUAUCUAUCUAUCUAUCUAUCUAUCUAUCUAUCUAUCUAUCUAUCUAUCUAUCUAUCAUCUAUCUACCUACCUAUCUACCUAUCAUCUAUCUAUCUAUCAUCUAUUAUCUAUCUAUCUAUCUAUCUAUCUAUCUAUCUAUCUAUCUAUCCAUCUAUCUAUCCAUCAUCUAUCUACCUACCUAUCUACUAUCCAUCUAUCUAUCUAUCCAUCAUCUAUCUACCUACCUAUCUACUAUCCAUCCAUUUAUCUAUCUAUCUAUCUAUCUAUCUAUCUAUCUAUCUCCCUCAUACUUCUGAGACAUGGCCAGUUUUCUUCCCUCCCUGCUGUUAAGCACUUGGCAGAUGAGGGGGGGGGUCCCAUUUAUUUCUGAGUGAGAUGGUGAGCAAUCUGUAUGUUGGCUGAAAAGAAAAAAAAAUCUCCAGUCUGAAUUGGGAAGAAAUCUGGUCUCUAAGCUCAGAUUCCUUGCUGUACAGAAGCUGUGUAUAUACGUAGCCCGUUUCUGAAGGGUACAGGAAGGGGGCACGGCUGUCUUCCCUUCUCUGUUUACUUACCCAGGAAUCAGUCCAUUCCCUGAGUCCCUUUACCACAAAGACGUAGGAGAGAAACACUAGUAAGCAUUUCCCACUCCAUAGAACAAGACAGUGAGCAUCGCUCCUUCCCACGUUUACUUGUUUGUGUUCCUUGAACAUCAUUUGUGCAUAUUCUGCCCUCAAUGAGGACCAAAUAAAGAUGAUUUUUGUGCUUAGCAGUUUAAGGUAUGUGGCUGCAUAUGCAAACCCCUUUUCCACUCCAGUCAUUACUUUGAACGCCUCCCUUCCUCAUUUUGUGUGUACAGUGCUGUGUACGCUGAUCAGUGUUGGGUUUUCGUUUUGUUCUCCUUUCAGUUAUGGAAGUCCCGAUAGGCACCCAGAGUUCUAUUUAUCUAGCUGUACAGGCUCCUUCAGAGGUUUAGCGUGCUGCUUCCGAUAUGCCACUUGCGGUAGUGGAUCGUGUGGAGUGAAAGGCAAAUCUUCCUGCUUAAUGUAUAAACUCACCACGGGAAGCACUGCUGUUUCCAAUAAACAUUGCUGAAGACGAAA